Engraulis encrasicolus (European anchovy) is the source of this 1156-nucleotide messenger RNA. RefSeq lists its product as uncharacterized. Gene Ontology annotation, molecular function: SNAP receptor activity; syntaxin binding. The transcript has 7 exons. Gene Ontology annotation, cellular component: SNARE complex; mucin granule; plasma membrane. The coding region runs from base 135 to 797 and encodes 220 amino acids. The record is from RefSeq and is a predicted model, not a curated record. Lineage: Eukaryota; Metazoa; Chordata; Actinopteri; Clupeiformes; Engraulidae. Gene Ontology annotation, biological process: exocytosis; SNARE complex assembly; vesicle fusion.
AGUUUGUGUUGCAAAGGGCAUUGACCUAUCUGCUUGAAAAAUGCGACUUUUAUAUUUACGGCUAAAGGGCAAUUAUUGCUUUUUAAGGACAACACUGUGAUGCGCAUCAACUAUAACAAGCCUCAUCACCAACAAUGCCAGUGGUGUACGCCUGCAUGACCAAAGGGACAGUGAUACUUGCUGACCUAGCUCUUGCCGGUGGAAACUUUAAGGAUCAAGCCUUGAGCUUAAUGCGGCCUGGACUACCUACAAUCGGGCCUUUAUAUAGAAGAUCUAUUCUAAAAGAUGGAUUUAGGUUCCACGUCCUGUCGGAAGACGGAAUUACCUAUAUCUGCGCUACAGAACCAGGGUUCGACUACAAGCGUGCUCGUCAGUUCCUGGAUGAGCUCCAGAGGACCUUGGUGAACAGCCCUCUGAUAACGCGCGUGGCCUUUGCCCAGCCUUACGAACUCAGCGCUGACCUAAACCAGGUGCUCGGCAAGCAAAUGGCUGACUACAAUGCCCAACCACCGCCCUCUGCAAGUAAAAUGAAUCAGGUUCAGGAACAAGUCAACGAUGUCAAAGUCAUCCUUAAAGACAACAUCAACAAGGUCCUGGAGAGGGGGGAGAGGCUCGAUGACCUGAUUGACAAGACCGAUGAUCUACAGGCAACAGCAGACUCAUUUCAGAAAACAUCAACACGCGUUGCACGCAAAUACUGGUGGAAGAACAUUAAGAUGAUGAUCAUUAUCGGCGUGGUCGUCGCGAUCAUAGUUAUUCUCAUCAUCUUGCUUGCUACCGGUGUCAUACCAACCUAGUGCAGACACGGACAGCAGCGGGGUUGACUUUGGUCGUAUGAAGGGCAUGCAAGCUUGCACAUCUUGUACAUAUGUAUCUAAAUGUAAAAUUGUGUAUAGGAAAUUUAGAUAGAAAAUGUUCAUUUUCCAGCUCUAAGAAAGAGUGUAUUUUUUUUUUCACUCAUAUAUUUGAAAAUCAGAGUGGAUAUUUCUUUGGUUGUCAAAGCUGCCAUGUUUAUUGUUCUCUAAAUCACAGUGGUGGUAUUAUUACUACUACUACACUAGCUCACUCCUCUUCAUUGUACGGCAAAAUUGAAACCCAUGGAUGAAUAAAACUGUACAGAAUAAUAAACUACAUUGCAAAUUGUAUGCAAAUCUAA